Neltuma alba is the source of this 1928-nucleotide messenger RNA. Its product is annotated as serine/threonine-protein kinase STY13. NCBI's taxonomy places the organism in Eukaryota, Viridiplantae, Streptophyta, Magnoliopsida, Fabales, Fabaceae. Gene Ontology annotation, biological process: protein phosphorylation; signal transduction. The record is from RefSeq and is a predicted model, not a curated record. Gene Ontology annotation, molecular function: ATP binding; protein kinase activity. Gene Ontology annotation, cellular component: cytoplasm. Bases 471 to 1532 code for a protein of 353 amino acids. The transcript has 6 exons.
CCAUAUAAGCUCUCCUUCACCCUUAUCUCUUUCCUCGAUUGCUCUCUGUCCAAAAAUUUUUUUUGUAUCGUCCUGCUGCUGACAGAGCUUGCUGGAUCUUUGAUUUGUUUUUAAUGCUUAUUCUAAGUACUGGGUUUGUUGGUGAGUGCCUCUAAACAUGUGGGGUUUUAUUCCUUGCCUUCCUAACUAGGGCACAUGUUGAUAUUUUUUUAAUAUUCUGAGAGCGUGAUUUUGGGGAUAGGUCUUAUUGGCCCUAUAGGGAAAGCUUCCCGGGGUACGAACUUGUACAUUUCUCUUGUCAAACCCAAAAAUGAUGGCUUCCUUCCAUUAUCAUGGAGCUCCAAUUCAUUUUUCACGGUCUUGAAUUGUGAGUCUAGUUCAUGUGUGUAAUGCAGAGACGGGUAUGCUUUGUUUGUUAUAAGUGUGUGUAGUGUGCUGCUUGCCAGUUCACAUAUUUUCGAGUGAGUCAAAUGGGAUCUGGCAAUGAGGUUCACUCGAUUGGUGAAUUCAAUUUAGAUGCUCAGUGGUUGAUAGAUCCCAAGCAAUUAUUUGUUGGACCAAAAAUUGGAGAAGGCGCGCAUGCCAAAGUGUACGAAGGAAAAUAUAAAAACCAGAAUGUUGCAGUUAAGAUUAUUAAUAAGGGAGAAACCCCAGAAGAGAUCUCAAGGAGAGAGGCUCGGUUUGCCAGAGAGGUUGCGAUGUUAUCGAAAGUUCAACACAAAAAUCUUGUCAAGUUUAUCGGUGCCUGCAAAGAACCUGUUAUGGUUAUAGUGACUGAGCUUCUAUUAGGUGGAACACUACGCAAAUUUCUCUUGAAUAUGCGGCCAAAGUGCUUGGAUAUGCACGUGGCAGUUGGAUUUGCUCUUGAUAUUGCUCGAGCAAUGGAAUGUUUACAUUCCCAUGGGAUCAUUCACCGUGAUCUUAAACCUGAGAACUUGAUCUUGACAGCAGAUCAUAAAACAGUAAAACUUGCUGAUUUUGGUUUAGCCAGAGAAGAGUCAUUAACAGAGAUGAUGACUGCUGAAACUGGGACAUAUCGCUGGAUGGCUCCCGAACUUUACAGCACCGUCACUCUGAGACAAGGCGAGAAGAAGCAUUAUAAUCAUAAGGUGGAUGCUUAUAGUUUUGCAAUUGUCUUAUGGGAGCUCAUCCAUAACAAGUUGCCAUUUGAAGGCAUGUCUAAUCUACAGGCAGCAUAUGCAGCUGCUUUUAAGAAUGUAAGGCCAAGUGCUGAUGACCUUCCUGAGGAUUUAGCUCUGAUUGUGACUUCAUGUUGGAAAGAGGAUCCAAAUGAUCGACCGAAUUUUAGUCAAAUAAUACAGAUGCUUCUCCGGUAUCUCUCCACUAUUUCGCCGCCAGAGCCUGUUGUUCUUCCGCGAAUCGCUUCAUCUGAGAAUGCUGUACUGCCACCAGAAUCUCCUGGUACAAGUGCUUUAAUGUCCAGAAGAGAUGACUCUGGAGAAACGCCAAAAGAAGGUGACAUGGAAGACAGGCCUAAAGGUUUUUUCUUCUGCUUUAACCAGUGCUACUGAUGGAUCAAAAGACAUGAUUUCGCCAUUGGGGACAUCAUAAAUCACAGUUAGGCAACCUGAAUAAAUCAGAUUCACCAAAUAUUACCACUAGGUUCUUAAUAAAAGAAAAUGUUAACUAUCACCAGAUACUUAAGUUUCGUGGCAAUUAGCAACUGGGAAGGUACCAUGCAUCCAUGUCCAAUCAAAGCAUUGCAUGUUCUGUAUCUUUUAACAUUAAGUUCUCUUACUUCUGACUGAUAUCAAAGGACACUCUAAAAAGUUUUGGGGUUGAGGUUGCUGAGAUGUAAUACUAUUGUAAAAUAAGGUUCAUCCAAAGGCCUUCACCUGCUGUUUAUAUAUGUAAUUUCGGCAUGGUUAAUUUAAGUUAAAAAAGAUAGGACAAAGCUUUUUUUGGCA